CAACUGGCUGUGCGGGCGUUACUCAAACACAUUUGUAUAAGAUUUUAUAGACUUCCAUUGAAUGUCUGAGUCAUUUGUAACUUUCUCGGCAGCUUACGGUACGUGUGUCUCUCUCGUUAAAAAUGACAAACGUCGACCUCGCCCAAGUUGGAAAAAACUUGUUGAAAAGCGGUGAAACUGGAGAGAAUGUGGAGCUUCAGUCUCUGUGGCAGGAUCAGCCAGUGGUCUUCUUCUUCCUGCGCAGGUUUGGCUGUCAGGUGUGUCGGUGGACUGCAUCAGAGGUCAGCAAACUAGAGCCAGACCUAAGGGCCAGUGGGGUAGCCCUGGUAGGUGUUGGACCAGAAGAGUUUGGAUUAAAGGAGUUCAAGGAUGGAGGCUUUUUCAAAGGAUCCAUUUAUGUCGAUGAACAAAAGAAAACCUACAAGGAUUUAGGCUUCAAGAGGUACACAGCUAUUAGUGUGCUGCCUGCUGCUAUCGGGAAGAAAGUUCGAGAAGUAGCUGCCAAGGCCAAAGCUGAUGGCAUCCAGGGCAACUUCUCUGGGGAUCUACUCCAAAGUGGAGGCAUGCUUAUUGUAGCCAAAGGUGGGGAAAAGGUGUUGCUACACUUUGUCCAGGAAUCACCUGGAGACUACGUACCUCUGGAGGAUAUUUCCAAUGCUUUGACUAUCUCCACCACAGCAAAAGCAGGAGAAAAGCCGGUGUGCAAUGAUGAUGUCUGUACGCGAUGAAGAAGGAGCUGCCUAUCAGACACACCGACAGGCUGAAAUGGAAAUUGAAAAAGCGCAGUGACUCCAAAUGCAACAGUGAACUCACGAAUGUUUGCCAAAAUUCUUAACUGCUUGAUACUCCUUUUUUACUCUUAUUAAUAUAUUAUAUUCUGUAAAAGCUAUAGUGACCUCCCUCUUUAAUUGUUAUAAGUUAAUUAUGAUGAAUUAUGAUUGUUUUUUACUAGCUUUUUAUGAAUAUACCUCUAUUGCACUCGCAGUUUCUGAUUUGAAAUAAUUAUGUUGUAUUAAAGUGAAAACUAACACAUUG
Cheilinus undulatus (humphead wrasse) is the source of this 1035-nucleotide messenger RNA. It is a transcript of the gene prxl2b, whose product is annotated as peroxiredoxin like 2B. The transcript has 7 exons. Lineage: Eukaryota; Metazoa; Chordata; Actinopteri; Labriformes; Labridae. Bases 123 to 728 code for a protein of 201 amino acids. The record is from RefSeq and is a predicted model, not a curated record.